This is a messenger RNA of Pleuronectes platessa (European plaice), 2473 nucleotides long. It is a transcript of the gene sh3bgrl3, whose product is annotated as SH3 domain binding glutamate-rich protein like 3. The record is from RefSeq and is a predicted model, not a curated record. Lineage: Eukaryota; Metazoa; Chordata; Actinopteri; Pleuronectiformes; Pleuronectidae. The transcript is spliced from 3 exons. Gene Ontology annotation, cellular component: cytoplasm. The coding region runs from base 125 to 436 and encodes 103 amino acids.
GAUCCACUGCUGUGGGAGGGCGCGCCUCUGUCGAUCAGAUCCACGGAUACAGGGAGGUGAGGAACCAGGACGAACCAGAAGAACCAGGAGGAACCAGAAGAACCAGGAGGAACCAGAAGAAACAAUGGGCGUCAAGCUGUACUACACCACUGUUACUGCCUCACGGAAGGUUAAGUCUGAGCAGGCGGAUGUGAUCCGGAUCCUGGAUAGUAAAAGCAUCAAGUACGAGCUCAUCGACAUCUCUGUGGGCGGUGAGCUGCGUGAGGAGAUGAGAAGCAAAGCAGGGGACCCAGCCGUGGGCCCUCCCCAGCUUUUUAAUGAGGACCAAUACUGCGGGAACUAUGAAAUGUUGUUGGAGGCGGUGGAAGCAGACACAGUGGAACAGUUUCUUAACCCCAGCCACCCCCCCCCCCAACCCACUCACUCUGCGCCCUGAUGGCGACCCCUUAUCCACCAGUGUCCACCCACUUUCUAUGCCAUAACGAAGAAUGCCAAAUAUCUUGUAUUCAGCAAAUCAGAAGACACACAUUCCCCUUACUGCACCAUUAGACUCUAAAACAGUCUUAAUCUCUUUUAUUUCUACCUGUUGUUUUUUUAUAUCUGUUCUUCGUUUUGAUUCCCUUCCUGUCCGACAGACCAGUGUUACAAAGGGCUCCUAGUCCACUAGGAGGCAAUGGGGUGUGUAGAUGUGCAGUAAUUAGGUCGACUAAUCAUGGUGUCGGCCACAUGACCGCUGGAGAUUAAACUAAUCCACUGGAUGACAACAUUCAACACAGAAUCCUCCUGAUCCUCUGCAGACCAAACACACAUCAUCACUCAGUCUUAAAUACUUUUAUUUAGUUUCUGUAGCCUUCAAGUUCCCAUGUUGUACAUGACUGCACACCAUGUGCACUUCACAUGGAAGCAAAGGCAAUCAGAAGUAGCAUGGACCGUGGUGUCCUUAAACCCAAUUAGUAAUGAAUUCUAGCAGCUAAAUUAUGCUUUUUUUUCUAGCGUUGAUGCUGAUUUUUGUAUUAUUUUGGUCCAUUGGUUACCUGAUGCAGAAUGUGGUGAGAGGUGGUAAUCCACUUUGGCCCAGUGAGGUCUUGUGCAGACAUUAAACAUAUGAGUUACUUUACUGUAACUAGCACAUUAAAAGCCCCCUGUGGAGUUUCUUGCUUCAACAUAUCUAUGUUUAAAUUGACUGAGCACUUGCAUGCAUUCUUUCCUUUAAUGCUUGCUUGGGCGUCCCUGAUCCGUGGUGCUGGCGAGAUUGUCAUAACAACAAAAGACGAUCACAGUAUCUCGGAUUCAUCGGGUGCCUCCCUCUCCCCAGCUUUGAUAUAUGAAUGGUUAUUGGCUUUCAGUAAUAACUGCUGACUCAGGCUGUAGUCAUCAUUUAGUACAAAGGUCAUUAAUGUAAAAAAAAAAAAAAAAAGUUUCAUAGGUUUAUUCCAGUGUUACACAGUCAAACAAAACCUAGGUAGGCUAACAAAAAAAAAGUGAGAUUUGGGGACUGAACACUUCUUAGAUAUGUUAUUAUGGUGUCCAGUGAACCGAAAAACCAAAAUCUAUAUUAGUUGUUUAAGUAAUAAACUGCCCUAUAUUCACACCCAUUUGAGGAGGAUGACAAUAUAAUAUAUCUGUGAUGUGCUUCCGCAGAUGAUUACUCGCUGUGGGAUUAGCACUUAGCUGACAUCUUCUAUGUUUUCCAUAAUUUUACUGUAGAACUUAAAAGCUCCAUAUCACCAGUCGGUGCUCCAUGUUGGCGACUGACAGAGCGAAAAGACGCCACAGGUUUAGAGAUGAGCAUUUCACAGGGAGGUUUGACUGAAAUAUGAAUUAUCUUGCUUUCAUCUACGUAGCUUUGUUCCUUCCUCUUUUUAUUUACUUUGGUUACAGUUCCACUUAAUGUUCUGGGCGUUAUGUGACUAUACACCCGAUCCCUUCCUCAUUCUGAACCGAAAUAAAGUCAAAGCUGUGUUAAGAUUCACCUGACUCAGUCUUACCAGCCUUAGGGAACACUCAUCACAUGGGAAAAAUGAAGGCUUCACCUGUCUGUGCUUUUUAUGCGUUUGUGUUUAUUCAUUUGAUUGAUCUCAUUAGAAAUAUAGUUUUUAUGUAAUUGUCGUGUCUUUUCUUUGUUAAUCGAGAACAUGUUUUCCUUCUCUUACUCCUAAGACCUGUCAAACCCCUCCAUGUUGUCAUGAUGGUGUUGUCAAGGUUUGGAAUCCCCAGUAAUGGCAGCCUACACACAAACGUUGUGCACUGUUUUGUAAGUCGAUGGUUGUGGACGUUUGCCUGUUAUUGGUGUGUAUUCACUAUGAAUCAUGUUUGAAACAUUCCAUGUCUCUCUCUGAGCUCCUGCUUCACUGUUGGACCAAUAUCUUUUGGCCAAAAAAAGAACAAAUUAGGGAAUAAAAUGCUGUUGUCUUCCAAGAAGAUUGUGAAAGGGAUUUAUGGGUUAAAGAAAAAUAAAUUGGAGUUGAAUCUA